Messenger RNA from Topomyia yanbarensis, 8543 nucleotides. It is a transcript of the gene mAChR-A, whose product is annotated as muscarinic acetylcholine receptor DM1. Gene Ontology annotation, biological process: adenylate cyclase-inhibiting G protein-coupled acetylcholine receptor signaling pathway; G protein-coupled receptor signaling pathway, coupled to cyclic nucleotide second messenger; chemical synaptic transmission. Gene Ontology annotation, cellular component: dendrite; synapse; plasma membrane. Bases 1854 to 3875 code for a protein of 673 amino acids. The transcript is spliced from 7 exons. Gene Ontology annotation, molecular function: G protein-coupled serotonin receptor activity; G protein-coupled acetylcholine receptor activity. Lineage: Eukaryota; Metazoa; Arthropoda; Insecta; Diptera; Culicidae. The record is from RefSeq and is a predicted model, not a curated record.
CAUUCGAUUAGUCCCGGACGAGACUUGGUUCAGAUCUCCUGUGCCGAAAAACCCGUGCGGCGCGGUGCGAGUGCGUUUUUUUGGGGUUUACUUUGCACGAUUCCAGGACCACUCCGGUCCUCCUGACGGUACCGUCGCGUCCAAUCACCGAAGCGCCACGUGCAGUGGUCUACCACACACAUACGGAAAUAUCGGGUGCUACUGAACGGGACUUAUGUAGUAAGGAUUCAGGUAGAAUAGCAGCGAAACGUGGAGCUCGAAGAAAGAAAAACAGUGCAAUUGUAAUGGAUUUCUGCUGGGUCCACUGGUUCAGCGAUUCCUGAUGAAUUGUUAGAGAGGCAUAUCACGGCCACGGUGGCUUAUCUUCGGUCCGCAGAAACGACCACUACAGCAGAUAUUUGCUGAAGUGAAUGUUUAAUGUAGUGGAAAGAAGCUGGUGAGCUCUUUUUCCCCCAUGACAGCUUGUGGUUAGCUUGAAGUGGUGGAUAAGGCGUAUGUGAAGAAAAUUUGGAUGAUUGUUUGGUUGGUGGUUUUCCGUGGGCUCGGAAGUUGAUGUGUACUGUUAUCACGACAACUGAGAGGAAUAAAAUUAGCCAACUAGUAAAAUGUGAGAGAAAAAAAAAACAAACAUCUGAAACUUGUGAAUUAUUAGCUAUAUGACAAAUGAAGAUAUCAUGAGCGAAUAUCAAGGAGUCAAAUGACAACAGAUCUGGAGCAGUUUGAACUCGAUCUUUUGUCGUAGGAAAAUGUUUAGUGUCAGUUUCCCAGCAAGAUAACAGAACUGGUCCAGACAGAUUGCUUGUGAAGUUUUGAAUGGAAUGAACAGUACGAGAGUGUGAGCAAUUAAAUAAAACUCGUGGACAGAACAUGGGCAACGACAAAAAAACGCGUUGAAUAAAUUAAACUUAUAACUCUAGGGCUCAGCAAAAUGCUGGUGGUGAGAGUUCCCGGCUUCUACGGAUAGCGAUAAAUUCGGUAUAUACCAAACUGAACAGAAUAGAAUAAUAUCGACAAAUUAGUUGAAAAGAGUUCUGCAAACUGCACUUUAGCAGUCCGGAAUCUGUGGACAGCAAAGAAUUAAAGCUGAAAAAUCAUUCACAAUACAAGAGAGAAAUGUGCACAUCAUGAAUUUAAUUCGAUUUUAAUGAGUAAGUGAUGUGAACAAGCGGUCUGCGGCAAUGAGCUGGAGUAUUUGUCCCCAUAUCGAAUUGAAACUUACGAUGAAUGGGAAUGCCAGUAGCAGCGAAAAAAAUAAAAUUAAAAACUGAUACCGGAAUCGGAUGCAGUAUCAGGAAAAAAGCGGAUUUCGGGAGUAGAUUGAAUUUUUUUACCGCUCUGGUUUUCUAUUUCCGAAAGUUAUGUAAUUGAAGUGAAUUCUGUGCAAGUGGAGCGGUCUGCGAAUUGGUGCGCAGCAUACGAGCGACAACUAGCAAACUGUGCCAUACAAAGUAAAAACUGUAGGUACUGUAUAAUUUAUUUGCAAAUUGAUGAACAAAAGCGCUGCGAAUGGAACGGCUUCGCUGACCGCUGACGACGGCCGGUAAUAGUUUUGCGGGUGGGAACACAGCUCGAAACGGCUGCUGGAAAUGACCAGAACAAUUUUCGCUCCAACCGGAAGUGAAUUGACAUUGAGUGGUGGAGAGACCAAAUUGAUGAGAAAAGUGGGUUCCAGUCAACCCGCCUAGAGUGCUUUUUGGCUGUGCUUUUGUGAGUUGACAGUGACAUGAUGGGUGAAGCACAGUCGAAAUGGAUCCACAGCCACACGGAGCAACGUCGUGCCGUUCUUGUAUGAUCAGAACGUCUUCUCAGCCAGCGUUCGCCGAAGCGACCAGCAGCAACACGCAACACGCGCGAUGGUGCUGUACGAGAGAACAACGAUCGACAGUUUCCUGUCACGAUACACAGCCGUCACCUCGAUUCCGGGCACCGGAUCGACGGGCACGAUCGAUGAUCUGUUCUACAAUUUCACCCCGACGGCGGUGGCGAGCACGGUUACCGCCGGGAACGAAACGGACAGCGUAGCGGAAAGUGAACCCACCUACUCGUUGCUGCAAAUCAUCGUGCUCGGUAUUAUUGCUACCGUGCUGAGCAUACUGACGGUGGCCGGCAAUGUGAUGGUGAUGAUUUCGUUCAAGAUCGACAAACAGCUACAAACAAUCAGCAACUAUUUUUUAUUCUCGCUUGCCAUUGCGGACUUUGCGAUCGGACUGAUAUCGAUGCCACUGUUUUCGGUAACGACGCUGCUAGGAUACUGGCCGCUGGGGCCCCACAUAUGUGACACGUGGUUGGCCCUGGAUUACCUGGCAUCGAACGCGUCUGUGCUGAAUCUGCUCAUCAUUAGCUUUGAUAGGUACUUUAGCGUAACUAGGCCUCUAACAUAUCGAGCGAAGCGUACAACGACCCGAGCAGCGAUCAUGAUCGGAGCCGCGUGGGGCAUCAGUUUACUGCUGUGGCCUCCGUGGAUCUACAGCUGGCCCUACAUCGAGGGGAAACGGACGGUGCCGGAGAAGGAGUGCUACAUUCAGUUCAUCGAGACCAAUCACUACAUUACCUUCGGCACGGCGAUAGCGGCCUUCUACGUACCGGUGACGGUCAUGUGCUUCCUGUACUAUCGAAUAUGGCGGGAGACGAAAAAGCGGCAGAAGGAUUUGAAGAACCUCACCGGCGACCGGAAAAAGGAUUCCUCCAAGCGGUCCAAUUCGAGUGAUGAGAACACGGCGGUCAAUCACUCGGGCGCGAUAGCGCAACUGACCAACGCCGAUCCGGACGGCUGGCGGAGACCACGAAGCGAGUCGUCGGCGGAUGCGGAAAGUGUCUAUAUGACCAACGCGGUAAUCUCGGAUUCGGGCUACGGCCACGGGAUGCUCUCGCGGCGUUCUAGUAUCACCACGAAUGGACUGCCUAGAAAACCGACCUCAUUUUACGGUGGCAUCAAGGAGUGGUGUAUCGCGUGGUGGCACUCGGGCCGGGAGGAUUCCGAGGAAUAUGGGUACGAAGCAGAAGAACCUUCGGAUCUAGGGUAUGCAACACCUGUAUCCAUAGAAACUCCCUUACCAAGCUCAGUUACCAGAUCCACAUCGUUGAACGUCAUCCGGGAUCCAUAUUCGACGACAGCUCGAGGAAAUGUUGUGAGUAUGAUACCGGACAUUUCACCGACGCCAAUGCGACCCGCAUUGGCACCGAUGUCCCACCUGCAGGACAUGCAUGGACCAAGAGAUUCCCGCUCACUACCCAAUAGCAAUCGACUGGGCUCACGUUCGGUGAGCCAAGAUUCUGUAUAUACGAUCCUGAUACGUUUGCCGCCGGAAGGUGGAUCCGGAGACGAGCGAGCACCCUCGAUCAAGAUGAUUCAGGACGAUGUGCCAAUGUCGAUGACGGUUCCACCGAGACGACCGCUGCCUUCGCGAGAUUCGGACUACAUUCUCCCGAUCGGGAGAAGACAAUCGACGGCGACGACGGACAUUCGGCUGCCGCUGACGACGAAAAUUAUUCCGAAACCGCUGUCCAAGCAGCAACAGAUUCACCAGGCCAACAUGCUGCAGACGGCACGGCAGGUGAAGAAGAAGAAGAAAUCUCAGGAAAAGCGCCAGGAAACCAAAGCGGCCAAAACACUGUCGGCCAUUUUGCUCAGCUUCAUCAUCACGUGGACGCCGUACAAUAUCCUGGUGCUGCUGAAACCGCUGACGGCCUGCACCAAGUGCAUACCCCAGGAAUUGUGGGAUUUUUUCUACGCCUUGUGUUACAUCAACUCGACCAUUAACCCGGUAUGCUACGCGUUGUGCAAUGCGUCCUUUCGGCGGACGUACGUGCGAAUUCUGACGUGUAAGUGGCACACCCGCAAUCGCGAAGCGAUGACACGCGGUGUCUAUAACUAAGUUACUCGACGUCACGCACACAUACUAAUCACGAAGGAGGUAUUCCGAAUGCUUGGCGAAGAAUCCAAUUCGAUUAACAAUAUCAGUCAUCAGUGUAUAUGAUAGAUACUAUAGUGAAACAAAGAACUACUGAAGUAUACCCUUCAAACUAAAUUAGAAGAUUAGAAGAAAAAUAUAAAUGUGCUAAAAUAGGAAACAUCUCCUCCAGUAGCGUAAGUUUUCGUCGAACUGAUUUUGAAACUUCUAUAAAUUUGUGUAUUCUUAAUUGUCAAUACGUCAUCUCAACUCAACAAGGCGAUUGGUUGUUUUACGGCCUAAACACACAUUUCGAACGAACUCAUGAAUUCAAUCGCCUGUCAUCCGUUUACUUUUUAUGUAGGUACUGCAUGCUUUCUGUAAUAGUUUCUUUUUCGUAGCUCGUAAGGUUUAGCACUUUCAGUGUUUUGUUCAUCCUAUCACUUUUGGACGAAUAUUAUCUGUUUUGUCAUAAUCGAGAGACAAUUUACUGUGAAUAGCCAUAACGGUUGCUACUUCAUUUAAUAAAUGUUUAUAGGCUUGAUGAAAUCUCCCACGGUUGCCACUGAAAACUGACGUUGAGGUAGUAAUGUUUUCAACGUGUAUAAGAAUACUAACUGUCGUUUUGAAUUGACAUCAGCAGGUAGUAACUUGCAGCUACACGGAAAAAAAUUGUUCCCAAAAUCUUGAAUAAAGUGCCAUGAAUUCUUGAACAAUCACGUUUUUACGUUACGAAAACAGGACCAUGACCAAAUAUCAUGGCUUUUAUAAUUAUGUUCAAUUUCCCUUUAGUAACGCCCGCAUAACGCUUUCAUUAGUGGAAAUUUGAUUUUUUGUGAACUUCAGUCACGGUUUCCGUCAAGAACUAGUUCACAACUUUAUGAACAUUAUUCAUAAAACUCAUGAUUUUUUCAUAGUUAUAGGAAUAAUAGUUCAAAAUAUUCUGGCUAUUUUUUCGUGAACAAUUUCACGAAAUUCGGAAUUUUAUUCAUGAAUCCAUUCAAUCCUCGUGAACUAAUUCAUGAUCCCUGAAAUAUUGGUCACGAUCCAAUAUCCGUGCUCGUAAAACGGUUCACAAAAUCAUGAAAUAUUAUUCAUGUAUUCGUGAACUGGUUCAUGAUUCCUAGCACAUGAUUUACGAACUAUCUAGCAUCUAUUUGCGUGCUUGUUAUAUUUAGAAGAUAUCCCUAAUCAUUUACAAUUUCAUGCAACAUUGUAAUGAAAUUUUUACGUGAACUAUCACAAAAGUUGGAGUAUUAUUCGUGGAAUCAUUUUUGUUCCAGGCACUUUUUUAUAAAAUACCCAGCUGCUAGCGACCAGUAAUAGGUACGAGCAGUAGAUAUAAAAAACUAUUAGAACCUCGAACAUCGUUAUUCAUUUGAUAAGGUUCAUUGUGAUGUCUGGACAGAAAACGAAAACUGCACUGAGAACCCUAUAUAGUGUGCGUGAUAUAGUUUACAGAACCACAUAUGAGCGACCGAAAAUAAAAGACGCAAGGAUAGAACAUGCUUCACAAAAAACUUCAAGCACAAAAAUCGGACAGAAAUUCUUCAGCAUAAGAAUCGCUUGAAAAGUUUUCACCCAUAAAACUCGGCAAGGAUGAACCGUCAGUAUAAAAAUCGUUUUAAAAUAAUUAAAUCGUUCGUAGGAGCAUCCGUAUAUCUUGAUGUUCAAGAUUAAAAGUCGGCUAAACAAAGUUACUUUGUAAGAAUCGGAUUUAUUUCUUUCCUGUUCUUUUACUGAAGGUUUUUUUAUCCGACUGUUACAAAGAAAUGUUCCAGUCUGAUUUUUAUGCUUGAAGUUUAUAUCCGGUUUUUAUAUUCUAAUAUAUUUGAAACGGGUUUUACGAACCAUGUUCUGUCCUUGCGACUUUUAUUUUUGGUCGCUCAUAUCUCGAGAAUAAGUCUUAUUUUAAUGAUUUAGUGCAUAUUGUCACGUUAUUUCGAGUAAAAAAAUAUUAGUAACCAAAAAAUAAUCGAUCACGAUAAGGCGAAGAGAAUUUACGAAUAUCAUGAUAAAACUGCUGAUAUUAUGAACAUUAGUUACACUCUUUGAAAGUAAGCUCUGAAAUAAAAUAUCAUGAUAACAUGAACAGAACUUACGAAAAUCGUGACUAAGAUCCUGAAAUCAUGAACACAAAUCACACAACUAGUGACAAAAAUAUCUAAAAUCGUUACCAAGAUCCUGAAAUCAUGAACAUGAAUUGCUUUAUUCAUGACUAAAAUAUCACGAUAACAUGAACAGAAUUUUCCAAAAUCGUGACUAAGAUCCUGAAAUCAUGAACAUGAAUCACACAACUCGUGACAAAAAUCCUGAAAUCAUGAACAUGAAUCACUCUACUCAUGACUAAAAUAUCACGAUAACGUGAAUGGAAAUUACGAACAUGAUCUUGAAAUCAUGAACAACGUUUGACUGUCGACUGUAUUUCCAAAUCAUGAACAAGAUUCGCAACAAAAACUAAACAUGUCCAGGGAACAACAACAGUAACGCAACCAAACAUUCUAGUGUAACUGGUUUUUAGGAAACAAAUAGUUUCAUGAAUACGAGGUUUAUUAUUCAUAAUUUCAGGAAUUUGAUCACGGUUUUUGUAAAUUGUUCAGUUCACGAAAUAGUGAACUUUUGUUCAUGAAUUUAUGAAUGGAUUUUUUUCCGUGUAGCAAAACUCUAGAAAGACAACUGCUGAGACUCCAUUUUGGAUUGAUUGGAUUUGCGUUUAGCAGUCAAAUAACGAAUCCAAUCGAAUACUGCCUAUCUUUAUAACAUUGGACGUGUUACCUUAUAAUGCCGAGGCACACGUUGUUUUUCUUUCCGUAUUUCACUUUCUAUAGCAAGCAAGUAUUGGACUAACAAUUCCUUCCCUUUCCUUCCGCGAUCAACGUUCGGGCCUGGCCGGCGCCGGUAUUGAUCAAUAAACACUUUAGGAUUACCAGGAGUUGCACACUUAAUUUUGUUCUACCGAAUCCCUGCUUUUUUCGCAACUUUUACCGAGUUUUACACAGCUGAGCACUCAGCUAACAAAGCUUUUACCGACAUCUCAGUAGAAGUGACGUUUGUUUUGCUGAAAGUUGGAAAAUAUAUCACUGAAAAUCAGUAAAUUUAAGCCACUUUGCUGAACUAUCUGUAGAAAAACUUUACUGACUGUUCAGCUGUGCGAAAAUUACCGAACUGAAUUGAGUGUGUGCACACUGAAAGAUGUUUCGCUACUCCCAAGUAUAAUUAUCUACUGAUUCCCUGUGCAACUUCAGCUAGUCCAGAUCGAUAACGAAAUAGCAGCCAGAGGUGGUCGCGCAAGCUCAAGCUCAAGGCAGUUUACACCGCAAAUCGUGUUUUCCAGAGAUGUGCUACAAAAAGCUACAUCACCGAGUCGCUUGUCGAUUCUUUUGCGUGAAAAAAUUACAGAAUGUUAUUGAAAUGGCACAUUAUAAUACACAAAAGUUUUGGUCUAUUCGCUUCACCUAAAGUUCUUACAAAAAAAUUCUUGCUAAAAACCUUACCCCGCUUUAAAUGUUUACAAGCUUUUUGGAACGAUUUGUCCUAACUCAUAUGUCUUGUGUCUCAAUAAUCAAAUAAACAGACAGUUUACUGUGUCUCAUAGAUAUCCAAUUUCGGUUGUUAGUAAUGGUACUACCGCAUUAUGUUUUGUACUGCACAGUCGGGUGGGAGAGAAUGAGUCGGAGCCCCCGCAUUCUCAAUACAAAACUACUACUGAAAUACUUUAGAAGUAGCAGGGCCGGCGGAACGCUUUUUCCGAGUUGGUAGUAAGAUUCGGAGUUAUUUCUACCUGUAGUGACGAAAGUUCAGACAUGGCGUGUGUAAGUGAAAAUAAAAAUUCCCGGUUAAUAGCUGGUGUCUAUUUGUAAACACCCUUUGUUAGCGAGCUGUAUGACCGACGGCUCAGCGAAAAUGUGUUUGUUGAUUAGUGAUACUACAAAUGUUCCACAGCUAAAUACCAAAAACUUCAUUCUUCUAAAUUUUGUUGCAAUAUGUUACGUUCCAUCUAAUACACCUUCCCGGCCUCUGGAUGGUCUACUUUCGGACCAAAGAUAAGCCAUUUAACAUUAUCGAUAUAUGCGUGAUCUAACUAAACAACACUCGGCCUUGUACCAAGCAUUAUCUUGUCUAUGUACCUGUCCGGAAUGUGGGAAUUGAUGGUGUAGUCUUUGACAGGGACUUGCUCCUCCAAGAGUCCUUUGCUUCAAUCAGUAAAAAUUCUGGUUUGCAAUCAAUUGCAUUCAGCAAAAAUCGAGGAAGUUAAGAAAACAACUUAUUUUCCAUCGGCCUCAUUCCGAGCCUUUCACCGGAUCUGCUUCCAAACUUUGAUCUUUUGAAGAGGACUCGUCUAACUGUUCGAUUUUUUGUGCCGCGGGACAUGAACUGCCGUCGUUGCAAAUAAUUGCGCUUACAGCCACCUAUUGUAGAAACAAACCACGAUGUGGAAAAUGUGAAGAGAAUAGAAACUAGCAGGAAUUUACACAUGGGACAUUAAAAAACCUGUGUCCUAAUAUUUCAAUCCCUAUAUUUUGUCCAGGUUUUACACAAUGCAAUGCGAAUCAACACAAGAAAUUCCUCCUGUGGCAGCAUACAAGGUUUUGGCUGGUUUGAUUCUCGACAUUGCGAUUAACGCUCCUCCAACCGUGCCAGUUUUAUUUACAC